Adineta ricciae is the source of this 3168-nucleotide messenger RNA. The record is from the annotation of a GenBank genome assembly. Lineage: Eukaryota; Metazoa; Rotifera; Eurotatoria; Adinetida; Adinetidae.
AUGGAACUUGAAGAGUUACGUCAAGUAACGCGUUCAUUUGUUCUAUCACAUCAGACCUUAUGUAUAACAGGUGUUAGCUUCGACAAGCGUUGUCUAGUUGGCUAUACGGAAUUGACUUUGCAUUCACUUGUGAAAAAUUUUAAUGUGAUCAAAUUAAAUGCGCGACAAUUGACUAUUUAUGCGGUGACGAUCAAUGGAGAACGAAAUGUGGAAUUUUCAUAUGAUGAUCCAAACAUGCAGACUUUCCUAGAAGAUGAUCCAAGGCGGGAUCUCUCAUCGGCUUUAAAACGUCAACAACGCUUUUCUGAAUAUGUCGAUCCUGAUGAAGGUAAUGGUGAAUUGACUAUAUUCAUUCCUUCAUCACUUCAACAGCAUGCUGACUCUGCAACGACCAAUCAUGAAGCCAAUCUGAAUAAUACCGUUUAUAAAGUGACCAUUGAUUUCUCAUUAGAACAACCGGAAACUGGCAUUCAUUUUUUCGUACCGGAUGAUGAUGCGAAAGUCUCCCGUUUAAGUCGCCAUUUAUUCACAACUGGUCAUGAUGCACGUCUUUGGUUUCCAUGCGUUGAUAGUUAUUGUGAACCGUCAACAUGGACUAUUGAUGUUACCGUAGAAGAAUCAUUAACAGUUGUUGCUUCUGGUGAACUUGUAGAAUGUACGACACAGAAUGAAAUGAAAACAUAUCGAUUUUAUCUAUCAACACCUGCACCAGCGCCAUUUAUUGGACUUGCUAUUGGCGCCUUUGAAUCAGUUGUCGAUUCUAAUACACAAGAAAUUACUAACUAUUGUCUACCUGGUUUAUUAACUCUUCUGACGAACACAACAAGUUUUGUUCAUGAACCAUUGGAAUACUUUGAAGAAUUAUUAAAUGCAAGCUGUCAAUAUCCGAAUUAUAAACAAGUUUUCGUGACAGAACCGUUCGCUGAGUGCACACCAUUUGCAUCUAUGGCUAUUUUCAAUGUGAAUUUAUUGUAUCCAUCAACAGUUAUUGAAGCAACAUGGCAUGCAAGAACACAGAUGGCAUUUGCUUUAGCUAAUCAAUUUUUCGGCUGUUUUAUCACAAUGCGUUCUUGGCGAGAUUGGUGGUUAUUAAAAGGCUUAGCAUUGUACUUAACUAAUAUAUACACAAGACGAGCAUUUGGAAAUAACGAAUAUCGUUACAAUCUCAACCGAGACAUGAUGGAAGUCAUUCGUUAUGAACGCGAAGAGAAUCCUAUUCGACUAGAUUUCGCUCCGAUUAAAUCUGAAUCUGAUCUUUCCAAUGUAAAUAAUCGUCGAGGUACAAUGAUGUCGUCGCAUUAUCUUGAAGUUGCAGCGAAAAAAGCUCAUCUAGUUGUUCGUAUGAUUGAUGACUUUAUCGGUCGAGAAAUAAUGAUGCAGAUUCUUAACAAGUUGAUGUGUCUAGCGACGACAGCGUGUUUAAAAGAUGCUUCACUUAGUUCUCGUUCACGUUUACACAUAUCGAGCAAGUCGUUUUCCCGUGUUGUUAGCACAUUGACAACGAAAGACAUUCAAGCAUUACUGACUCAAUGGGUUUAUGAAUCGGGAUGUCCAAGAUUAAUCGGAAGCUUUACAUUCAGUCGGAAGCGAAACGUGGUCGAAUUAGAAAUUAAACAAGACACAACCGUCAAAGGUUCAAAGAAGUUCUUAGGUUCAUUGGUUAUUCGUGUGCAAGAGUUAGAAGGUUCAUUUAGUCAAACGAUCUUGUUGGAAGACAGUGUUACAAAAUAUGAAUUGACAUGCCACUCAAAAGUUCGUCGAAAUAAGAAGAAGAAGAUUCCUUUGUUAUCAGGUGAUGAAGUUGAUAUGGAUCUCAAUCAAAUGGAUGUCGAAUGUCCAAUACUUUGGAUACGAAUUGAUCCAGAUUUGAAAAUCAUUCGUGAAUUACAAUUCGAUCAAGCAGAUUUCAAUUGGCAAUACGAACUACGUUAUGAACGUGACAUUCUUUCACAAUUUGAAGCAUUAGAAGCACUAAAACGAUAUCCUAGUCAGAAUACACGAGAAACACUGGGCACUGUAUUAGAUUCAUCCACUUGUUUCUAUCGUGUUCGAAUCGAAUGUGCACAUGUUCUCACUCAUAUUGCCAAUUCAAUGGCUAAUACGUGGACAGGUACACUAGCAACACUAAGUUUUUUUCGUCGUGUGUUUAUGUCGACAAAUUCGACCUCAUCAUCAGCGAGUACUACAACAUCAUCAACGAAUCCUUCGUCUUCGACAGCACCAGUCACUCAUAUUGUACGUAUUAAUGAUUUCUCCAAUUCGCAAAUGUAUAUGAUACAAAAAAUGAUUCCCCAAGCCAUUGCGUUGCAACGAAACAAAGAUCGGGUGUGUCCAUCUGAGGUAAUCAAUUUUCUUUUCGAAUUAAUUCAUUACAAUGAAAAUUCGAAAAAUCGCUUCUCCGAUGCUUUCUAUCGUUCAUCAUUAAUCGAUGCACUCGGAAAUACUCUAACAAAUGUUGGUUUAACCAGUACAACAACCAAUGUCGAUCUGCUCUUAAAUCAUACAUUGGACAACAAUACAAAACGAAUCUUUGAUGAGAUUUUACUACAACUCAAUUUCGACAAGAUUAUUCCGUCUUACGGAUUUUGUGUUACAUGCAGUUGUUUACAAAUUUUACACAAACUAUAUGUGAUUAGUGGUAUACCAAUUGAUAUAAAUGUUUUUUAUGAGUAUGCUAUGUAUGGAAUAUUCGAUCGUGUACGGUUAACCGCCUGUGAAAUUCUCGUUGAACAAAUUGAAACUCGAAUGAACCCAGAUGUUCUUGACUAUAUAUUGACAUUGAUUGAGACUGAUCCUGAUUACAAUUUAAGACGUAAGAUCCUUCAACAUCUAUGUCGCCAUCCUCCAUUUCGACAGAAUCAAACAUGUCCUUUGAAUAAUUCAAGUACAGUUCAUCGAUUAUGGUCAUUAAUGACAAAUUUUUCGUACGAUAAUCAAAUUCGAAAUGAUUUGGCAGAAUUAUACCAAGUAAUGUACGGUCUCAACCGGCCGACUUGCCUGCCUGCAUCGAAUGACGCAAAUGAGUCUUCUCUUCGAGACGAACUCGACGACGUAUCUGAUACGGUCGUUGACAUUGAUCCGGAACGCUUAAGUCAUUUCCGUCUCGCUCGUUAUACAGAUGAUACGAAAGCCGCAGCUACUAAACUUGCUUCUACCAGUAGUAAAUGA